Molecule: messenger RNA, 2457 nt
Organism: Ascoidea rubescens DSM 1968
Lineage: Eukaryota; Fungi; Ascomycota; Saccharomycetes; Ascoideales; Ascoideaceae
Exons: 1
Coding region: 1-2457 (818 amino acids)
Biological process (GO): positive regulation of transcription by RNA polymerase II
Cellular component (GO): nucleus
Molecular function (GO): transcription cis-regulatory region binding; DNA-binding transcription factor activity
Source: RefSeq, a predicted model, not a curated record
AUGUCAACUCCCAAAGUCAAUUCUCUCGAUUCUUUAGAUAAAGUUUAUAUUCUUGAUAUUAAUAAUAAUUUAAUUGAUAUCUCCUUUUUAAAAUCAUCAAACAACCCAAUAAGCUCUAAACCUAUUAUACUAAAAUCAAUUCUUCGACCAGUUCCAUUAUCAAUUUUUAAAAACAUUAAAAAUCUAAAUAUAAAUCAUCUUAAUUAUUUGAAAAAGUUUUUCAAUGAUGUCAGUUUAAAAUAUUUUCCAUUAGCUGUAUCAAAAAAGUAUUUAGAUCCUGUUUUAUAUCUUGAAGGGAAAUUAGAUGAGUUUAAUAGACUUCCAGAACUGAAAAAACGGAAACUUGAUAAUUUAAUAGAGAACAAAAAAGAUAAUAAUAAUGAUAAUAAUAAUAAUAAUAAUGAUAAUAAUGAUAAUAAUGAUAAUAAUGAUAAUAAUCUGGUAAAUGGCCUGGAAAAUGAUUCUGAGAAUGAUUGUACAGUAUGGGAACAAAAUCCUAUUAGAGAUUUAUUAUUAAUUCAAGCUAAGAAUUGUCCAUUUUUACUAAGUUCAUUAUUAGCUAUAACGGCAAGAUUGGAAUUUUUGAGAACAAAUGAUAUUAAAGAUGAUUUAUAUCGAAAAAAUUAUUUAUCUACAUGUCUUAAAACAUUGAAUGAUAAUUUCAAGUCAGAUAUAUCAUUAAAUUCAUCAAAAAGAUCAUCAGUAUCAAUUGAAUCGAAACAAAAGGGAGAAAAAAAUGGAGAAAAAGAUAAGGAAAAAGAUAAGGAAAAAGAUAAGGAAAAAGAUAAGGAAAAAGAUAUAAAUGAAAAAGAUAUAAAUGAAAAAGAAAAUAAUAAAGAAAUACAGAAAGAUGAUAUUAAAAAUGAUGAUGAAAAUGUAACAGAAAAAGAUGCGGUAAAAAAGGAAAAGAAAGAAGAUAAUAAAAGUAAAGAGUAUAAAGUGAAAUUAAAAGAUAAUGAUACUGAAGACCGAGAACAAGAUAAGGCAAAUAAGACAUUGAAUUCUAUAACGUCUAAAGGAAUGAUUGAUAUUAAAUCCAAGACUAAAAUAGUGAAGAAUAUUGAUGCAUUGAUUAUUACAGCGUUAAUGUUGACCAUUGAUUCGACUAUAGUUCAAUACAAUGGAGCAUGGAGAAAUUAUCUUCAUAAUGCUAAAGUUUUAUUAAUAAAUUAUUUGAAAUAUUACAGUAAUAAAAGCAAUAAUAAAACGAGUGGUAGCAAUACUGCUACUGCUACUAAUAAUAUUAAUAAUAAUAUUAAUGAUAAUAAUAGAAUUCGAAAUAAUAGGAUUUUAUCACCAAUGUUAACGUUUGCUAAAUUGAUUUUCACAUCUGUUGAAUUAUUGGCUUCGUUAAGUAAUGAACUAUCGGAUGAUUUAUAUGAAGGAAACGAGAAUAGUUUGAAUUCAUUAACGAGUAUUGAGCUUAUAUUGAAUAAUGAUGAUAAGUUUAAGGGUGCAGAUAAUGGAAAAGAAAUGGAACUGGAGUAUGGAGUUGAAGAGGAAAAAGUUUAUAGUGAAGAAGAGUUAUUGUAUUUAAAAAAAAUGGGGUUAGUUUCACUUGAUGGGUAUAAUAUUUUUCUUGGACAUUCUAAUGAUGUGUUGUUGUUGUUUAAGGAGAUAAUCAAGAUAAUUAAAAAGGGAAAGAAUUAUAGGAAACAGAAAAAUGAAGGAGAGUAUUAUAAUCGGAAUGAGAUGAUUUUUUAUUUGAUGAGGUUAUUGGAGAAGGCGAAGAAUUAUAAGUUUGCAUCCAAGGAAAUAAUCAUCGAUGAGGAGAAUGAGUUUCAUCCAUUCUAUCAGGGAGAUUGCAGUGAUAUUGAUAAAGCGAACCAUAUUAAAGUGAGGCUUCCCAGUUCGUGUUAUGGAUUUGGAUUGAGGAAAAAUGGAAAAACAGGUAAAGAGGAAAAGUUUCUUUACUCAUGGUAUGAUUUGUCGCAGAGGUUUCAUGUGAAUGCGUCUAUAAUAAAAGUCUAUAAAUUGAGGGACUUUUUCAAUGUUAGCAUAAGCAAUGGGUUGAUUCAGGAAGUUGUUGAGAGUUCUAUGGAGAACUAUUAUUUUCUUGAGCUUGAUUUUAUAAAAGGAUAUAGCAAUGGCGAUGCUAAUGGUGAUUGUAGUGGUGGUGGCGGCGAUGGUGGUGAAGGUGAUGGAGAUAAAUUUGAGAUUCUGAUUGAACAUAAGGUUAGGAUAUUCAAGAAAUUGGAUAAUAACUAUAGAUUGACUAUGCUUCAUUGGCCGUCUAUUAUCAUUGGGAUAAACUGUAUUCGAGGGAGACAUCAAAGGAUAAUCGAGUUCUUUUUUGAGUGUUUGAUUCAUUUGGGGGUUGGGAGUGCUGAAUCAUCGUUGAAGAAACUUAAAAGAGUCUGGAAGAUUAAUAAAGAGAUAUUAGAGAAGGAAAAGAACGAGGAUAAGGUUGGGAUUGAUUGUGUUAAUGAGGAAUUUGAUUUUAUACCAUUUUUUUAA